This is a messenger RNA of Mugil cephalus (flathead mullet), 2897 nucleotides long. RefSeq names its product cytohesin 3a (gene cyth3a). The transcript is spliced from 13 exons. The record is from RefSeq and is a predicted model, not a curated record. Gene Ontology annotation, biological process: regulation of ARF protein signal transduction. NCBI's taxonomy places the organism in Eukaryota, Metazoa, Chordata, Actinopteri, Mugiliformes, Mugilidae. Bases 351 to 1535 code for a protein of 394 amino acids. Gene Ontology annotation, molecular function: guanyl-nucleotide exchange factor activity.
AGCUAAUGUGAAUGCAGACGGAGGGAGCAGAUGAGGAUGGAGCAGCAGAGAGACAGAGAAGCCGCUGUCUCGCAUCUCACCUCUCAGAUAUCGCCUCUGCAUCUAAGGACUUUCCUUUAAUUCACACUCAGGCCUUUUCUUUCCCCCUUUAUCCAUCUAUUCCAACGCUGACAUCUGCGCACCAGCGCGUUUCUCCCGUCCGUCUGUCAGCACCGGCUUCGUCUGCGUGUGACAGCGAAGAGAAAGAAAAUCCCGUUUUCAAAACACUCUGAACAUUGCAUUUUUUUCCCCCCCUCGAGGUUUCACACCCUUUAUCGGAGCCGGACUGCCAGGUCGCCGUUUCGGUCGAUAUGGAUGAAGACAAUCAUGUUCCUGAGGAUCUGUCCCUGGAGGAGAGGGAUGAACUAUCAAACAUCCGACGUAGGAAGCGAGAGCUGCUUGAUGAUAUUGAGAGGUUGAAGUUUGAGAUAGCAGAAGUCAUGACAGAGAUCGAGCAGCUGACAUGUGUUGGAGAAAGUAAAACAUCCCAGAGAAACAAACAGAUUGCCAUGGGCAGGAAGAAAUUCAACAUGGAUCCCAAAAAGGGUAUCCAGUUCCUGCUGGAGAACGACCUGCUCCAGCACACCCCCGAAGACAUCGCCCAGUUCCUCUACAAAGGCGAGGGUCUCAACAAGACGGUCAUCGGAGACUACUUAGGCGAGCGGGACGACUUCAACAUCAAGGUGCUUCAGGCCUUUGUGGAGCUGCAUGAGUUUGCAGACUUAAACCUCGUCCAAGCGCUACGGCAGUUCCUGUGGAGUUUCCGUUUGCCGGGUGAAGCCCAGAAGAUUGAUCGUAUGAUGGAGGCGUUUGCCUCGCGGUACUGCCAGUGCAACCCCGGAGUCUUCCAGUCGACAGAUACCUGCUACGUGCUGUCAUUUGCUAUCAUCAUGCUGAACACAAGUCUACAUAACCCUAACGUUAGAGACAAGCCCCCAGUGGAACGCUUCAUCUCCAUGAACAGAGGCAUCAAUGAAGGUGGAGAUCUGCCAGAGGAGCUGCUCAGGAACCUCUACGACAGCAUCAAAAAUGAGCCCUUCAAAAUCCCAGAGGACGAUGGGAAUGAUCUGACACACACGUUCUUCAACCCAGACAGAGAAGGCUGGCUCUUAAAGCUCGGCGGCCGGGUGAAGACGUGGAAGAGGAGGUGGUUUAUUCUGACCGACAACUGCCUCUAUUACUUUGAAUACACAACGGAUAAAGAGCCUCGUGGGAUCAUCCCUCUGGAAAAUCUCAGUAUCAGAGAGGUGGACGAGCCAAGAAAACCCAACUGUUUCGAGCUCUACAACCCCAAUCACAAGGGUCAGGUGAUCAAAGCCUGCAAGACGGAGGCGGACGGGCGGGUCGUCGAGGGCAACCACGUGGUGUACAGGAUAUCGGCCCCCACUCCGGAGGAGAAGGAGGAGUGGAUCAAAUCCAUCAAAGCGAGCAUCAGCAGGGAUCCUUUCUACGACAUGCUGGCCACCAGGAAGAGGAGGAUAGCCAACAAGAAAUGAUGACCACCCACAUUCAGCUACAUCUGUGUCACCAGCAUUUCUGUGACCAGGAGUCCAUGUGUGUGUGUGUGCGUGCGCGUGUGUGUGUGCGCGUGUGUUAGUCUUGGGAGUCAUGAAGGCCUCCCAUUCGUUCUUUCAGGGAUGGAGGACACACAGGAGGUGGGACUGAAACGAUUGCCUGCACCUCCGUUUCGUGGGUGAAGCUUUUUAUUUAAUUUGGCACAGGUGUUAAAUACUGACGCGGAGCAGAAGAGGAAGGAGCCGUUUACUAAGCUGGAUAAUAAUAAUAAUAAUAAUGGAGAACAGCACAGGGACUGUUGGGAGAGAAAGCCAUGACUGUAACCAUGAGAUCAUGACGUGCUCCGUGAGGAGAUCGCCCUCUGCUGGACGUGUAAGGAACUGAAUCCCGUGCACAACUACAACUUCACAGUGAGGAUUUUUUUUUUUAUUCCUGAAACCAUCGCCACAAAGCGGCGCUGCUGGUGGCAGACCAGCUCGCCUGGUCGUCAGCAAGGCCCACCUUCACCUCCUUCGACGACUGCCAACAACAUUCUGUAGCGACACGUGACUACAGGAAGCCUCAAGCUCGCCGGUCAGCUGGUCUGAUUGGUAGCCCUUAAGUGACUGUACAUGUAUAUGCAAACACACUGAUUUAAUGUGGAAACUUCAAUUCCUACGCUUCAUUUACAGCGUGCCCUACUAUGUCCUCAACGAAGGCAAAGAAAUGGAAACAGGCUUGAUGAGAGCAUAUAUUAAGUGUAUUAACACCUUUUACGCGGCCACAGUUUUAAAAAGCUAUAAUGCAUAUAUUAAUUGUCAUCUCAAAGUAUUUUAUGUAUUGAAGAUUCACUUUUGUGAUAAUUUUCUUUUGUAUUUAUUUUUCUUGUUUCACAAAAGAGGCAUCCCCGACUUACAUUAUGCAUGUAUAGUAUAUAAUGUACAUACUGUUUUUUUUUUUUCCUUUUGUGUUAAUGUAGUGUGUAUAGCAUAGCGGCUGAAGCCUAUACCCGUUCACUUCUUCUUUUUUUUAUAUAUUAUAUAUAGUUUGAAAGCUAACAGUUUACAAUAGUGGAAGAGGGACGUUGUGCGGCUCUCUGCGGAGCUGUGAAACCUCCUCACAUUGUGUUAUUACUGAGGAUCAGAUAAUACAUGAAGCUAAAUGACAGAAUAACAAGAGUGGAGGACGAAAAGAAACUGGAAUCUUGUGGACGAGUUUUUCCCAGAUGGAUCAAACCAACCCGAAAAAAAUUGUCCUUACUUAGACGAAGCUUUGAGGUUUAAUCACGGUUUGAUCUUCGCUCGGGAAAGCCGCUCCCCAAUACUUCGAUGUAGAAUUUGAAUAAAAAUACUGAUCGGAAAACA